AUGACGCAGUCGCCGAUGAUAUCGGCGCCACUCAAGGCCACCAACGAGAUCGACUGGGUUGCGCCCUUGAAGAGCUACAUCCGUGACACGUACGGCGAUGACCCCGAACGCUACGCCGAGGAGUGUGCGACGCUCAACCGCCUCCGGCAGGACGUACGCGGCGCCGGCAAGGACAGCACCCCGGGCCGCGACAUGCUCUACCGCUACUAUGGCCAGCUCGAGCUCCUGGACCUGCGCUUCCCCGUCGACGAGCAGCACAUCAAGAUAUCCUUUACUUGGUUCGACGCAUUCACCCACAAGCCCACGACGCAAUACUCGCUUGCCUUCGAAAAGGCCUCGGUCAUCUUCAACAUCUCCGCCGUCCUCUCCUGCCAUGGCGCCUUGCAGAACCGCGCCGACGAGACUGCCAUCAAGGCCGCCUACCAUUCCUUCCAGGCCUCUGCCGGCAUGUUUACCUACAUCAACGAAAACUUCCUCCAUGCGCCGUCGUUUGAUCUCAGCCGCGAGACCGUCAAGACCCUGAUCCAGAUUAUGCUUGCGCAGGCGCAGGAGACCUUUCUCGAGAAGCAGGUGGCCGACCACAAGAAGACUGCACUGCUGGCCAAGUUGGCCGCCCAAGCGGCCUUUCUCUACGCGCAGGCCACCGAGGGCGUCCAGGAAAACGUUAACAGGGCCAUAUUUGAAAAAGUGUGGUUGAUGAUGGCCCAAAUCAAAACUAGUUUGUUCAACUCCAAGGCGCAGUAUUAUCAAGCCUUGACCGACAGUGAAGCAAAGGAGUUUGGGGCCGCCAUAUCACGCCUCCAGGCUGCCGAGAGCAUGGCCAAGGAGGCCGACCGAAUUUCCAGGAGCUUUCCGUCGUCAGUGCCCUCGAGCUCUGGCCUGAGCGCCGAGACGGGCGGGUUCCUACAAGAGCUCUCUAAGCGGCAGCACGCGACCGUCCAGGAGAAGCUUCGCGAGGCACUCAAGGACAACGACUUUGUCUAUCAUCAGACCGUCCCCCCAGAGGCCAGCCUGCCACCCAUCGCAAAACUACCUGCUGCGAAGCCGAUCCCGGUCAGUGAAUUGUAUGCGGGCCAGGACAUUUCGCGCAUCACGGGGCCCGACUUGUUUGCCAAAAUCGUGCCCAUGGCCGUGACCGAAUCUGCCAGUCUCUACGACGAAGAAAAGGCCAAGCUGGUGAGGGCCGAGACGGAGAGGGUGGACACGGCUAACGGGGAAAUGGCUGCCAGCCUGGAUUACUUGCGACUGCCGGGAGCGUUGCAAGUGCUCAAGGGCGGGUUCGACCAGGACAUACCCCCAGACGAAGAUUUUCGGCAAUGGUGCGUCGACGUGGCCGAUCACGAAAACCCGGGCGCAAUCUUCGACUGGCUGGGAACGGAAAAGGAGUCCAUCGUCUCGGACCUGGACAAGAGCUCAAAGCAGCUUGACAUGGAGGAAAGUGUCUGCGAGAAGAUGCGGUCCAAGUACGAGAACGAGUGGAGCCAGCAGCCGAGCGCGCGGCUGACGACGACGCUGCGAGGGGAUAUUCGCAACUAUCGCGAUGCGCUGGACGAGGCCAUGAAAAGCGACAAGCUGCUGGCGGCGAAGCUGCGGCAGAACGAGGCCGAGUUUGACGAGAUGCGGCGCGCAGCCCAAGAUGGCGAGGUGGACCAGCUCUUUCAGCGGGCCGUGGCCGUGGCCAGGGGCAGGGGCAGCAAUGUGGCGAGCCCGUCUGGCGUGGAACAAAACCUGCUGGACACCGACUUUGGCGAGGGCGGACCCAGCGUGGCCGACCAGAUUGGCAGAGUGGAGGAUAUACUCAAGAAGCUCAACCUGGUGAAGAGGGAACGUAACCAAGUGUUGAAGGAUCUCAAGGAAAAGAUCCACAACGACGACAUCUCCCAGGUCCUCAUACUCAACAAGAAGUCCAUCUCCAGCUACGAAGCGCAGCUGUUUGAGCAGGAGCUGGAAAAGUUCAGGCCACACCAGAACCGUCUCCUACAGGCGAACCACAAGCAGUCGGCACUCAUGAAGGAGCUGACGGCGACGUUCAACGCGUUGCUGCAGGACAAGCGGGUGCGGUCCGAACAGGGCAAGUACGAGGCGAUACAGCGGCAGCGGUCAUCGGUGAUUAGCCGGUACAAGCGUGCAUAUCAGGAGUUUCUGGACCUCGAGGCCGGGCUGCACAGCGCAAAGAACUGGUACGGGGAGAUGCGGGAAACGGUGGAAAGCCUGGAGAAGAACGUGGAGACGUUUGUCAACAACCGACGAUCCGAGGGAGCGCAGCUGCUCGACCAGAUUGAGCAGGACCGGUCGGCCAACAAGAACAGCCAGGCGGAGCUGGAACGAGAGCGACUGCGGGGGCUCAUGGAGCGCAUGUCGAUGGAGCCGGCCAAGUCUCCGCCUCGGUCGUCGUCGGGGAGGCCCACGCCGGCGCCUCUCUUCCAGCCAGGCCAGGGGCCACCUCGCUAUCCGCAGACGAGCUUUCAGGGUCACUAUCAGGUGCCGACGUCGCCGCCGCUAAACGCGGGGCACAUGCAGCAGCAGCAGCAGCAGCAUCAGUUUCAGCAGCAGCACCACCAGCAGAGCUUUGCCGGCUACUCCAGCCCGCCGCCGGUCAACACGUUUUCUCAGCCAACGUACAACCCAAGCCAGUACGGACCGACGCCGGGGCCGACCUCGCCGCCGCCGACCCAGACGUCAUUCGGCAUGGCAGCCAUGCGGGUGCCCACAUCGCCGCCUCCAACGCAGUCAUCUUUUGGGCAGAGCUCCCAGAGCCAGCAGAUGUACCAGGGAUACGGAGCAUCACCGGUGGCGCAGCACGGGCAAGGUGGGUUCGUGCCGCCCGGGUUUGUGCCGCCUCCGCCGCCGCCCGGACCUCCGCCGUUGGGACCGCAGCAGACGAUUCAUUACGGGAAUCAGGGAUACGGGCAUCCGCAGGGCGCUCAGUCGGGAAUGGGGCAGCAGCAGCAGCAGCAGCACGAUCCUUGGGCUGGGCUUAACGCGUGGAAAUGA
Molecule: messenger RNA, 2994 nt
Organism: Hirsutella rhossiliensis
Lineage: Eukaryota; Fungi; Ascomycota; Sordariomycetes; Hypocreales; Ophiocordycipitaceae
Product: BRO1-like domain-containing protein
Exons: 4
Coding region: 1-2994 (997 amino acids)
Biological process (GO): protein transport to vacuole involved in ubiquitin-dependent protein catabolic process via the multivesicular body sorting pathway
Cellular component (GO): endosome
Molecular function (GO): protein binding
Source: RefSeq, a predicted model, not a curated record